AUUAAGCACCUACUGCGUGGUGGGCACGUGCCUACCCUAUUGGAGAACAAUUUAUAAUAAGCAAUUGUAACACUUUUGAGAAAAACCACAUCGAAAGACUCGAGAACUCUGACCACUGCCUUUCCCAGGGCCCAGGAUGCGUCUUUCCGCAUCUCCGAAUCUCACUUUCCCAAUCUGCACAACGGGCACGAGAAGGGAGGGGGACGGAAGCAUCUACGCAUGCGCCUUCUAGGGGCGGAGUUUCUCUAAGCGAGAGCGUCGUGACGCCACCCAAAUCAGUCAAAUUAGAUCACGUGACGAGGGCGAGCAACGGAGGCUGACUGUUUUCUCACGUGACACGGGGAGUGGGGUGGACUACUGUCACGUGGUGAUGAGCACAGCAAAGAUAGGUCAGUUUCUAGUCCACGUGAUGGAGGAGCCCGCUUCGGCGGCGCGCGGUCCAAUGAGAGGGCGAGGCGGGCCGGGGCCGGCACCGGGAACUUGCACCCAGGCCUAGCGCGCGGGAAGGGAGCCGGCCCACGGUGCUGAGGCCGGGCCGACCGAGGUCGGCGGGGGAGGCGGGUGACAUGAAGUGUCUCGUGACUGGGGGAAAUGUGCGGGUGCUGGGCAAGGCCGCGCAUUCGCUGUCGCGCAUCGGAGACGAGCUCUACCUGGAACCGCUGGAGGACGGGCUCUCCCUGCGCACGGUGAACACGUCGCGCUCGGCCUUCGCGUGCUUCCUCUUCGCGCCGCUCUUCUUCCAGCACUACCAGGCGGCCCGGCCCCCACAGGUGCAGCCGCCGCGCUGCAAGGUCCUCAUGAAGUCCUUCCUGGCCGUGUUCCGCUCGCUGGCGGCGCUAGAGAAGACGGUGGAGCGCUGCUGUAUCACCCUGAGCCCCGAGAGCAACCGCCUGGUCGUCCAGCUGCACUGCAAACACGGUGUGACCAAGACCUACAACCUCUCCUUCCAGGAGUGCGAGUCCCUGCAGGCCAUCUUUGACCCCGCGGAGUGCCCCCACCUGCUCCGCGCCCAGGCCCGGGUGCUGGUGGAGGCCGUGUCGCCAUUCUCACCGGCGCUGUCGGAGGUGACGCUGGGGGUGAGCCGGGGGCGCCGAGUGGUCUUCAGGAGCUACCUGGAGGACGAUACAGAUGCUGCCAGGGCCAUGAUGACCGAGAUGAGUCUCAGUGAGGACGAGUUCCAGCAGCUGCAGGCCCAGGAGGGCGCCUCCAUCACCUUCUGCCUCAAGGAGUUCCGGGGUCUCCUGAGUUUCGCAGAGUCUGCCAACCUUUCCCUCAACAUCCACUUUGAUGUUCCCGGCAGGCCGGCCAUCUUCACCAUUGAGGACUCGCUGCUGGACGGUCAUUUUGUCCUGGCCACCCUCGCUCAGCCACAGGCCGGGCAGGAGCCCCCUCAGCCUGGGCAGGGGCCUCACAGCGCGACACACCAGGAUGACUUCGCCAAUGAUGACAUUGACUCUUACAUGAUUGCCAUGGAAACAACUGUGUGUGAAGGCGUGGCUGAGGCCCCCCGGACUCCUUCCCCCGUGUCAGAGGACGAGGAGGCAGAAUCCAACAUGGUACCUGGGACCCCUCCUCUAAAAAAGUUCCGCUCCCUCUUCUUCGGCUCGGUAUUGGCCCCAAAGGAGCCCCCCUCGGAACCCAACCCGGUGCUGGCCGAGGACAGCGAAGGGGAGGGCUGAGCCCGGCUUCGGGGCCCCUACUGCUGCGCCACCUCAGGAGGAAGCUUCAAUGCCUGCCUGGCUUGUGCCGGGAAAGGCCCGGCCGCUGCUUGGAGGGAGCGGUGUUCUCGGUGGAGAUUGCCCCCCCACUCCCACCUCCCCCAGCGGGCAGGGGGCAGGUGGCCGCCACAGCCAUCCCAGGCAGCACCUGGUCCCUCAAUAAAGCCCUCCCUAACCCAAA
This is a messenger RNA of Antechinus flavipes (yellow-footed antechinus), 1899 nucleotides long. RefSeq names its product RAD9 checkpoint clamp component A (gene RAD9A). The transcript is spliced from 11 exons. Gene Ontology annotation, cellular component: checkpoint clamp complex. The coding region runs from base 567 to 1679 and encodes 370 amino acids. Lineage: Eukaryota; Metazoa; Chordata; Mammalia; Dasyuromorphia; Dasyuridae. Gene Ontology annotation, biological process: mitotic intra-S DNA damage checkpoint signaling; cellular response to ionizing radiation; DNA repair. The record is from RefSeq and is a predicted model, not a curated record.